GAGAAAAAUUAACGUCCCCUCCCUCCAUGAAGAUCGAUAAGGAGAUCUUUCACUCAAGUCACCCACAACACAAGCUUAUGCUCCAGUACACAGAAGUCCCCUUCAACUGCGAUGGGUGCAAGGAAGCCGGAAUUGGGCUGAAAUACAAAUGCGAGGUAUGCGAAUUCGAUCUACACAAGGCUUGUGCGGUUGCGCCGCCUUUCACCACUCACCCCUUCUACAAGAAAUGUGAAUUCAUGUUCUAUCAGCAACCACCAGGUAGUGUGGAUAGGGUAUGUGAUGCUUGCAGUAACGACGUGGUAGGAUUUGUGUACCACUGCAAUGGGUGUGGUUUCGAUCUUCACCCAUGUUGUGCAAAUCUCCCACAAGUAUUAGAUGAUGGGAAACACAACUUAUAUUUGUGUCUAAAGCUUUCUAGUUCUUGUCAUUGUUGUGGUGGGAAAGGUCCUGGUUGGUCUUAUAGGUCUGAUUGUAAGAACUAUAACCUUCAUGUGUCAUGUGUGAAGGAGUUGCUUAUGGAGAGUUGGCAAGCUAUGUAUCUUAAUGUGGACAAGAACAAGGUAAGGGAAUUGGAAACGAGAAUUCCAAGUCUGAAAGGUACUUUGCAUAGCCAUCAUCAUCAUCAUCAUCAUCAUCAUCACAAGGGGAAAGCAGGGAAGAAGGUAAAGAAGUGUUGCCAGAUUGCUGCUGGUGCAGUUCGUGUUAUUGUCUCAGCAAUUCUUGGAGAUCCUACGGCUAUAAUAGCUGCUGUUGUUGGGGCUUUAAUAUCCAAAUGAA
Molecule: messenger RNA, 777 nt
Organism: Telopea speciosissima
Lineage: Eukaryota; Viridiplantae; Streptophyta; Magnoliopsida; Proteales; Proteaceae
Exons: 1
Coding region: 27-776 (249 amino acids)
Source: RefSeq, a predicted model, not a curated record